CGUUGGCAGACGGCGCAGCUCCGUACCUCUCACCGCUGUCCCUGUAGCAGGAGUGUCCGCCGCGAUUACACCUAUUUCUGCGCCCGAUUGUGCAAUAUAUCCUCUCAAACUAUCACGUAAAAAGAAAUUAUUUAAGUUGCUGUUGAUUCUGUCAGACGUACACGCGAUUUAACGGCGUAUUGACUCGGUUUUCGCUUUGUUUUGGAGGCCUGUCGCGAGCUGAGAGAGAUCCUCGGGUUCGCUUCUGGAAAAGGCUGGGCCGAGACUGCGCCGAGACCGGGAAUGGAGCUUCUGGACUUGGAUAAUCAAUAAGCUCUCCUGAUAACUCCUUUUGAAUAUGUGACGCCACCUGGACUCCUGGCUGCCUCUGCACUCCACUGUUGCUAAUCUACCAGCCCCCUGCAGUCCCAACAUUCACUGUAUCCCCCGUCUCUACAAAUGUCCACCAUGAAUCGUUACCUCCCUGUGGCCAGACAGCACUUCCUGGCAGCUUUAGCCAGCACCAGCGUUGUUGUGAAGUCCAUUAGCGCCGUGGUAGUCUUGCUCUAUCUCCUAUCAUUUGCGGUGGACACUUCUUACGCGUUAGGAAUCACGCCUGGAUAUCUUUUCCCACCGAAUUUCUGGGUUUGGACUUUGGUGACACAUGGCGUGGUGGAGCAGCACAUCUGGGGCGUGGUCGCGAACGUGGGGACAGUGAUGACGUGCGGACGCCUCUUGGAGCCGCUGUGGGGCGCUCUGGAGCUGCUGAUUUUCUUCGCGGUGGUGAACGUUGCGGCCGGUCUGCUCGCGGGGCUGUCCUACUUUCUUACGUACGUGGCGACCUUCGAUCUGGACUUCCUGUUUGCGGUGAGGGUCCACGGAGCGGCCGGGUUUUUGGGAGGCGUGCUGGUGGCGCUGAAGCAGACGAUGGGAGACACGACGGUUCUCAGAGUGCCGCAGGUGCGACUAAAGGCAGCCCCAGCCCUGGUUCUUCUUCUCCUGUCUUUGCUGCGUCUCUCGGGGCUUCUGGACAGCGCCGCCCCCCUGGCCGCCUACACGUACGGCGCUUUGUCUGGCUGGGUUUACCUGCGCUUCUACCAGAGACACAGCAGGGGCCGGGGGGACAUGUCAGACCACUUCGCCUUCGCCAGCUUCUUCCCCGAGGCGCUGCAGCCGGUGGUGGGCUUCCUGGCGGGUCUGGUGCACGCCGCGCUCGUCAAGAUCAAAGUGUGUCGGAAAAUGGUGAAGAGAUACGACGUGGGGGCGCCGUCGUCCAUAACCAUCAGUCUGCCUGGAACGGACCCCCAGGACGCAGAGAGACGGAGACAACUCGCCCUGAAAGCUUUAAACGAGCGCCUGAAGCGGGUGGAGGACCAGUCUGCGUGGCCCAGUAUGGAUGACGAGGAGGACGACGAAGAAGAUGAACUCAGAACACAAUCACAGCCCCUGCUUCCAGUUUCCUCUUCCUCCUCUGGACCAAUCACAGCCUCUGGCGCGCCCCACGGCAGCACAGUGCCAUCUACAGCCCCAGAGUCCAGUAUCAUCAGCUUUGAGGACGCACCUUCCAGAUCGUAAUACAAAAUUAGCAAAAAAUCCAAAAAACUGUGGACAGAAGUUAGGAGAGGGGCGCUGUACAGUUGAGAAGUUGAUGUUGACUCUUUAAGCACCACAUUUUCUUCUUGUUAAAGCUGAUUUUUCUGUCUUGGACUUUCUUGCAGAGCUCUGUUCACUGCUUCUAUGUAUGUUUCUCUUCGACUUUCUAAUAAAGAACGAAAUGGG
Molecule: messenger RNA, 1758 nt
Organism: Boleophthalmus pectinirostris (great blue-spotted mudskipper)
Lineage: Eukaryota; Metazoa; Chordata; Actinopteri; Gobiiformes; Gobiidae
Gene: tmem115
Product: transmembrane protein 115
Exons: 4
Coding region: 439-1554 (371 amino acids)
Biological process (GO): retrograde vesicle-mediated transport, Golgi to endoplasmic reticulum
Cellular component (GO): membrane; Golgi apparatus
Source: RefSeq, a predicted model, not a curated record